UGAUGGAGAGGUGGACGUUCCAGUGCUACGGAAUAAAAGAGGUCAGUUAAGACAUGCCCUGUCCGAGGUAUUACCUACUGAAGAUCCAAGGCGACACAGUCAUACAAUGACAGAAGCCAAAGAAUAUGCCUUCAGUAGACUGCAACAGGAGUUAAAUAUAGCACAGUCUGAGUUGAAGUUAAAGGAUGAAGAGUGUGAAAAGUUGCUGAAAGUUCGUGAUCAAAUAGGGGAGGAGCUGGAAGAACUAACUGCGAGCUUGUUUGAGGAAGCAAACAACAUGGUGCAGGAAGCAAAUCUUAAAAGAAUACACACUGAGAAACUGUUAGGAGAGUCAAACCAACAGGUAGAGGUUUUGCAAGCUGAGGUCAGUGCACUAAAGCAGCUGGUGUUGACAUCAACACCAAGUUCCCCGAACAAGCAUCUUCAUCCACAAAUAGCAGAUACAGAGGCAGCAAAUAAAGAUAAAAAGAAAGAUAAAAACUUGAAACCAUUCUGGAAAACUCAUCGCAGGUCGACAAGUCAUCACCAGUUUACUAAAGAAGACAGAAUACAGACAGAAACAGAUCGUAUGUCACAUAAUGAUCAUUGUCAAGAAAUAGAUGAUGUUUGUUUUGAAGAGUUUCGAACUUGGAGGCGAAAUCCAUCUAUGUCGAGAAAAUGUCCAUUCAUUUCUAGAAUAGCAGCAGAAGAUAUUUGUACCUGUCUCAACUUUUCAAAUACUCUACUAGCAGAGAAGGUAUUGACAUGUGUGGAAAAUAAUACUCUAGCUAUAGAACCAGUUGGCGGUGACCAUGUUUACGUGAAUGAGUGUCAGCUGUCAAAGAUUGUCAAAGUAUGUAAUUACAAAGUAAAACUGGGAGAUGACAAUGAGUGGUAUAAUAUAUCUCAACACUGUAGAAAUAGAAUUGCUGCUGUGUGUGAUUUUUUCACCUAUGUUAGAUAUAUACAACAAGGGCUUGUGAAGAGUGAAGAUCGGAAUGUAUUCUAUGAGAUUGUGAGAUUACGUAAACAGAUGGCAUUAGCAAGACUAGGAUAUGUUUGAUGACAAUAUACACUGUAUAAAACUAACUGUGAUGGAGUUAUUCCCCUUCAUUCAGGGCCAUAUUGGAUUUAUCUCCCUUCAUUCAGGGCCAUAUUGGAUUUAUCUCCCUUUAUUGACCUGCUUGUACUGAAACUGGUUUCUUUCAGCAGGAAGAUGUAGGACUAAGUGUUGUAUUUGUCUUAAUAUACACUCUGAACUAUUCAGUCAACGAGAAUACACAAAAUGUCUGUUAAAUUCUGACAGUUUCUGAUGACAGUUCCCGACAGCUGUCAUAUUUUAACAGUGUCUGGUGACUCUAUGAAAAAAUUCAGACAAGUAUUGUGUUGCCAUUGCGAGAUAAUCUGUAAUUUUUGGAGUGUUAUCCGUUACAGAAAGAGUAAGGAGUACUAGGAAAGCUGCGGAUCUAAAAUAUGAAAGAUUAUUUGUAUUAUUAUAGAAGUUUUUCUUUAAUGCAGUGUAUUUUUGGUAAACAGACUGAAAAAAAUACCUAUUCUUAACUAAAUUAAGACGGUGAAAUAAACAAUUUUAUGAAUUGUCUGAUAUACUCCCCUGUUUGUUUGUUUGUUUGGUUUUAUAUAUAAUUUUAGACUAUGCAGUUGCAUUGCACAGAAUUCUUAUUCCCACAAAAUUCAGUUUUUAUUUAAUAACAAAAAAAAUCAUUUGUGUUUUAUCAAGAUAUGCAGAAAUAACCCUUAGUUAUAUGUCAUUGACAAGGCAGUUUAAUGAAGUUUAGAAAUAUAAAUCCAGUUCUAUUCAGUAUAAAUCAUACAUAUUGUUACUUUGAGUAUAUUUAUACAUUUCCUUUUAUUUUAAAUUUGUUUUGUUUUUAAACUUUGUUCUUUGAUUGAAAGUAUGAGCCUUUAACAUACAGAGAGCAUUGACUAUUACUGUUGAGUUAUUCAUCAUGGAUCCUAUAUGUAUGAGAACAAAGCAUUAUUCAUCAUUUCGUUAUUUUGCUUCUCUUUUCGAGUUUUGAUCAAAAUAAGACAUAGUAGCCCAGCGCUGCACAGACUUUGAUUUUAAAAAAAUUGCCAAUUUUUUUUUUCAUUUUCUCUUGCCUUGUACUGUGUGGGUAAUGUCAUGUAUUUGUACUGUGGAGAAUUUUCAGUCUUGUACCGGUAAAAUGAAACUAGAAUCAAAAUAUUUUUUAUAUGUUUUGUAAUGAUCUUUUUCAUCGCUUAAAGCAGCAUGCUUCCAGUUUCAUGCUAAUUUUCGCGAAAAUUUUGAAAAUCUUGUUUUGAUGAAAAUUUUGAAAAUGUAUUUAAAAAUAGAAUAUUGUGAAGAGAACAAAGGAAGUAAUUUACACAUUGCAAACUGAACAUAAAAGCCGCAUAAAUUACCAACAUGGUAAUAUAUUUAGUCGUGCAGUAGAAAUAUAUAUACUGCAAAAUCAGUCAUUAAUCACAUAUGAUAUGUAAAUUACUACUUGACUUGUGAAUCUUUUUACUUUUUUUUUAAUCUUAAUACAUUUUUCUCAAGUUUGAUUUUCUUAAAUAUGUUUUUCUCAUCUGGAGGCAUGCAGCUUUAAUAACAUGAUAUAUGUGCUAUAUUAGCAUCAUUUCUUAUUUGUCAUGUGAAAUGACAUGUAAAGCUUGGAAGAUAAUCAUUCCAUGAAAAUGUCUGUUGGAUCAGAGGUUAUUAAGCAAUUUUCUCAGCUCUAGACUUUAAUCUCAGGUAUUUGAUUGGUCAGAAAUCGGCACAGAAUGUACACCUUAC
This is a messenger RNA of Ruditapes philippinarum (Manila clam), 2758 nucleotides long. Its product is annotated as guanine nucleotide exchange factor for Rab-3A-like. Gene Ontology annotation, molecular function: guanyl-nucleotide exchange factor activity. Gene Ontology annotation, biological process: exocytosis. The record is from RefSeq and is a predicted model, not a curated record. Gene Ontology annotation, cellular component: Golgi to plasma membrane transport vesicle. Lineage: Eukaryota; Metazoa; Mollusca; Bivalvia; Venerida; Veneridae.